ACAUGUGUUUUUUUGUGAAUUUCCUGUUUAUUGUGAAGCGUAAAAUGGCGGGGUUUCAUUGGCGCACAUAGCGGGACAAUAUUCGUGCAAGUCCAUAAAUAAAACAUUUCGGAAAUAUUUACAUCAAACGCACAGGCCAUAAAAUUAUCUUGAAAAGCGAGAAAAACAUCUUCAAAUAUGAGGGAAUGAAAACAGAAGUUUGAGUUAAAAACAUUUGGUAAAUUUUAGCCAUAAAUGGUUACAGCCUUGCCGGAUGUGAUCUACAGGAAGUAAGGUUUUUUUAAAGCAACGCAUACCAUUCUACAUUCUUUAUACCUUUCGUAAAACCCAGCGUUCAGACAUCGCUCUCCUGGCUAAAUUCGAACCGUCUCGUUCCUCAGUCGAAAUCAUUUAAGACGUCUUUUCAAAAUGGAAGAAGAAGAAGCAAGAUUAAAAGCUCUGCUUGAACAAACUGAAGAUUUUGAUGAAAGGAGAAAGAUCAGAGCAGAUCUGCGUGCUGUGCGUAAGAAGAUGUUAGAUAAUGCAGAAGCUGAAUCCAAUGAACGAGCAGCACGUAGAGCUGAGCGUGCAAGAGCUCGCAAGGCCGAGGAUGAUACCAGCAACCACACAGGACCUGUGAUAACUGAUAAACUACUGGCAGAACUUGAUGAUGAAGAGACACUACAGACCUUGCUCAAUGAAAUCCCAACAUCCCAGAUUGAAGACCGAAGGAGAAUACGUGCAAGAAUAAGGGAGGUGAAACGAAAAAGAACUGAAGGAGAGGUAUCCAGUUCACGACGUGGAAGACGAACCAGAGAGACGACAGAAACAGAAGAUUCAGCACAUUACAAAAGGAGAUGCGAUGAAACAGAAAGCAACGAAUCUUCCAGCGUUACUAUGGAAACUACAUCCAUUGAUGAUGUGAUAUCUGAUGAUGUGAUACCUGAUGAUGCCCCACCUGUUUCCAUGGAAACUAAAAGUGAUGAACGUGUUGAUGAGCUCACCAAUAGUCAUGAACUUACUAAUGGUGAUGAACCUGUUAACACUGAUGAAAUCCCUAAUGUUGAUGAUACUGUUACUACUGAUGAAACUGGAAACGCUGAUGAGGGUGUUAAUGAACUCACUAAUGAACUAUCUGGUGAACCAUCAGUAACGACCUCUGACGAGACAUCUGGUGUCUCCAUAGCUACACAUGCUGAUGAACCUGAAGCUGUAACAAUAGAAACAUCAAGUGCCAAAGAUGUAGAAAAUGAGAGUGAUGUUAAAUUUAAGUUAACACUUCGACAAUCCAAGGAUGUUCACAUGAAAGAGGACGUUGAAGAAACUGUGGAACAAUCACCACUUGAUGUUGAGAUGGAUCAUGCUCACGAGGUCCCAGAUGAGGAACCAGUUCAAGCGGAGAUUGAUAAAGACCAACCUGUUAUUGACGGUUUGGAAGAUGAAACAGAAGAUCAAGUCAAAGAAGCUGUGGAAGAUCUGAUAGAUGAUGAAAUCAUGAAUGACAAUCGUGGAGAGCCUGAUGAGAAACUCAAAAGUGAAACAGAAGAUGAACCAGUAAAUGUUGGUGAAGGAAUUUCCGUUGAACUAAAAAUCGGUGAAGAAGUCAAUUUAGACAUUGAUAGAAAUGAUGAGGAAACGAAAGAAGAAGAUGAAGCAAAGGAAGAAGACACACCAGUGGCAGACACAGCUGAUGGUGGAGAAAUCUCAAAAGAUAAAAAAAGCAAUGUUUCCAACGUUUCAGACAAAGGUAAAGACACGCCAAAGGAAGGCUCACGAUGGCCUCCACAGAAUGACGAGAAGAAGAAACACGGUCGUAUUAACCAAGUUGAUUUUAGAACAAACUUGAAGAAAUCUGGAAAGAUUGGACAGAGCAAGGGAGUGGUGCAUCUUGAGAAGAAACCCAACACAGCUGGUGCUCAGGUCGACUUUAGAAAUCUCAAGAAAUCUGGUCGUAUAGCAGGAGGUGGAACUGUGAAUUUGGAAAAUAAGAUCUCGACACAAGGCGCGCAGGUUGACUUCCGUGGUAGUAGUUUGAAGCCGUCUGGAAAGCUUGCUGCAGGAGUUGUACAUUUAGAACGAAAGACAAAUACAACCGGUGCUCAAGUUGAUUUCAGAGGCACGUUGAAAAAAGGAGGGAGUCCUAGUGUGAAACCUUCAACACCAGACGAGAGGAAAGGCAGUUUGAAGUCUGAGAAACCUGAGAAAGUUCGUCAGGAACCUGAAGAAGAAGCUGCUGAAGAAAUAGAGCCGGCAGAGGAAACCGCGGGGAAUUCUGAAAUUGACACAGGUGGGUCGGACGAGAAGGAAUCUUCAGAGAAACAGGACACUUCCCCAGCUCCAGUGAAGGUCACAAUUCCAGCACCUGCUGCAAAGACGUCGCCUGUGAAACAACCAAAACCAAUCCCGAGUAAAAACGAAAAAAUUUCUGCGCGAAAGGAGAAAGGCCCCGCAGGAAGCACGAAGGAGACUGGAAGAAACACGUCUGAGAAAGACAGUGAGAAAGAGGAAUUGCCGGCGCAGGUUGAUCUCAAGUUCGAUCUAAAACUGGAUGGCAAGACCAGACCAGCUGUAAAUGAUAAAGAAGUAACUCCGGCACCCACACCGAAAGAGGUAACCCCUGUACCUGAAGUGAAAGAGGUUAGUCCAGAACCCAAAGCAGAUGAGGUUGCCCCAGCACCGAAAGAGACUACCUCAGUACCCAAAGAGACCACCCCAGCACCCAAAGAGACCACCACAGCACCUAAAGACACCCACGGGGUAAAAGGAAAGUUUGAAUCAAAGUACAAACCAAGAGACAGUUAUAAGAAAAGAGAAGAUGUGAAAAUUGUCAGUGGAGGAAAAAAUAAAUUAUUUGAUAAGAUGUCAAAGUUCCAAGCUAAAGAUGAAACAACUGUGAAACCAAAAGGAUAUAUUCCUGGUACAAGAAGCAGCAGCCAAAAAAAGGAGACCGCUCCAGCAGAGAAAGCGACUGUGAAUGGCAUCGCGGUAAAAGUUGAAAACACUUCAUUAACAUCCAAGGAACCGGAGUCGCCAGUUCAGAUUGAAGUGACAGAACACGUUGAAGAUGAUGGCGAGACACAAAGCAAAGUGGUUGAGGAGAAGACAACGAAACAAGAUGGCGACAUUGUUGAAGAAAAGAAAGAAGUGACAACAACAACAAAGACUACAGAUGGAGGGAACUUGACGACGAAAACUACGGAGACCAAAACAACCACAAAAAAAUCCUUCGUGGAUCCUGAAAUGCACAAGAGAAUGGCACAAAGACAAAAGGAAAGAGUGAUGGCAAAACGUGAGCAAGCUUCUUCAGCGAAGAACAAACGAAUGGCUUUUAUGCAAAAACUUGAAGCGAAUAGUCCUGCUCAAAAAGCGCCUUCGAAUAUAAAACGGUCUGGAUCAAACGUUGAUAAACUUCUGGCAUGGUGUCGUUUCAAAUUACGCAGUUAUGAGGGAGUGAAACUGACAAAUUUCUCGUCAAGCUGGGCUGAUGGUCUCGCAUUCUGUGCUUUGAUACAUCUCUAUCUACCGGAUAAAGUACCCUACGAAGAAUUACUCGCCGCGGGUGACAAAAGGCGGAACUUCGAAGUCGCUUUUGGUGCUGCGAGUGACGCCGGUAUAGCUGAGUUGCUUGAAGUUGAUGAUAUGAUGUCAUGUUCAAGUCCAGAGCCUAAGAGUGUUAUGACAUAUGUCUCGUCAAUAUACAAACACUUCAACCCUUCUUAAAGAAAAUAUUUCGUAGAUUUAUAUAAGAUAGUGCUAGAAAAUAGCGCUGAUAUCUUCAAUGUGCUGUCUUAAAGAUCGACCACAAUGGUUCAUGCCAGGUGAUAAAUUAGGGGAAUUAUGAUAUGAAGCGACGUAAAUUAGGUUGAGUUAUGCAAUUUUUAAAUGAUAUAUUAGUUUUCUGAAAUGGUUUAUAUAGCUUGUUUAUUUGUGUUAAAUGUAUAUAAAAAUACACAAAAAGGUAAAAAGAAAAAGGGAAAAUAUAAUAAAAGUUUCAUAGAUAAGACAUCAUUAUAUUAUGCUUGUAUUAAGUUUCUCGUCAUUUGCUGUUCGCUAGCCAGACUGUACGAUUCUAUAGCAGUAGUUUAUAAAAUAUAAUUCCUCGGAAUAAGGCGUCAAGGGAUUCACAAAUGUUUUAACUAGAUUGAUAUUUUUUCAUGCUUGUGUAAAACAGAUUCAUACCCUAGUUUUUUGUAUUUAGGAUUUUUUUGUAGUGUGAAAUUUAGUAAUAAAUUUAGUUUUCUA
Messenger RNA from Dendronephthya gigantea, 4221 nucleotides. Its product is annotated as proteoglycan 4-like. The transcript has 9 exons. NCBI's taxonomy places the organism in Eukaryota, Metazoa, Cnidaria, Anthozoa, Malacalcyonacea, Nephtheidae. The record is from RefSeq and is a predicted model, not a curated record. Gene Ontology annotation, biological process: actin cytoskeleton organization. Gene Ontology annotation, molecular function: protein binding. Bases 409 to 3699 code for a protein of 1096 amino acids. Gene Ontology annotation, cellular component: microtubule organizing center; filamentous actin.